Messenger RNA from Klebsormidium nitens, 2349 nucleotides. NCBI's taxonomy places the organism in Eukaryota, Viridiplantae, Streptophyta, Klebsormidiophyceae, Klebsormidiales, Klebsormidiaceae. The record is from the annotation of a GenBank genome assembly.
AUGGAACUAGGCAGAUGCGGCUACCGGCUGUCAAGCGAGCAGGUUGCUGCCCUCAGCACUUCCACGCUUGCGGAUCUCCGAGCUCGCUGCACGGCGACCGCAAUCGAGGACGGCUUCACCAAGGUCCCGGUGUCCGUCUGCUGCCUCGAAGAACACAAUGAUGGCAGCGUCACGUUCCCACCACAUGUCCCCUUAGAGGGGCUCAACUUGCCCGCGCCCUUUGACAACCGGAGUGCACCCCGUGUCCUGGACGAUUUCCCAGCUUUUAAGGGCGAACUGGACGAGUCUCGCAAGCAGAUCAGUGCCUGUAAUACCACCCUUAAUGCCUUGCGGGAGCGCGGGGCCGGGAUACUUUCUCUGUGUACUGGCUGGGGUAAGACGCUAUGUGCUAUAAGCGUCGCGUGCACCCUCCGGGUCAAGACCCUGAUUGUCGUGCACAAAGAGGUGCUCCUGACCCAGUGGGAGGAGCGCAUUGGGACCUUCGCCCCCGGAGCGCGCGUCGGCCGGAUACAGGGGGCAAACAUUGUCACGGAGGGCUGCCACUUUGUGAUAGGAAUGCUGCAGUUGCUGAGCAUGAGGAGCUACGACCGGGCCAUUUUUGACGACUUUGACCUCGUGAUCUUUGACGAAUGCCACCACGUGGCCGCAAAGGUGUUCUCGAGAGCCCUCAGCUACCUCUGCACGCCCUACUCUCUGGGGCUCAGCGCCUUUGUCGCCAGACGGGACGGGCUGACGGACGUCAUCAACUGGUACCUCGGAGAGGUCUGCUUCUUGGUCGAGAGAAAGGAAGAGAGUGGCGUCUCCGUGGAGGCGGUUCGUUACGACCAAGUUGUCUACAAGGAAAAGCCCCCCCUCUUCAAAAACGGGCAGCUGGCAAUCUGCAAGAUGAUCGACAUUCUCUGCAACGAUCCCCCGAGGAACAGCCUCAUAUUAGGCAAGGUGCGGAAGCUGGCAGCACAGGGGCGCUGCAUCCUGGUGCUAUCCGACCGAAGGAGCCACUGCAUCUCCUUGCAGGGGGCUCUCAAAGAAGGGGGGCUCGAGGCCGGCCUCUUCCUGGGCGGGACGAAUAGGGAGACCUUCAACGGUGUUGCAGAAGGCUGCCAGGUCAUCGUAGGGACGUACGCGAUCGCUUCAGAGGGCCUGGACAUACCCCGCCUGAACUCGCUCGUGAUGGCGACCCCCAAGAGCGACAUCCGGCAGACCGUAGGAAGGAUCACCAGAGGCAGUAAAGGUUGCCACUCCCCUCUGAUCGUCGACAUAGUAGACAAGUGCGCUGCAGCCCUCAACCGCUUCUUCUCCGCUCUACCCCCCAUCACUGCUGCCAUACCGCGUGGUCCCCUUGCAAGCAAGGCAAGUGGUCUGGUAAACGCCCUGCCACGAACAAAGUCUCCCCUGCAGAAAGCAUCGUGUCUUUGCCGCCAGAGCUCACUUGCUGCCUCUCUGAACACUCUUGAAAGACCCCCGAUGUACAGCAAGACAGCAGGGUGGAAAAAGCGCCUUGAGGCCCUCUGCAAGAAAGUGCACGAGCCUUACUCCAAGCGCCCCGCCUAUGGCCACUUCAAGCAGUCCAAAAUGCUCAGGGAUCGGAGCGCUCAGGUCACUGGGGCCCCGCUGCUCAACGCUGACCCCGUGAAGAUCGUGCAGAGGGUCAGCGUCUCCCUCUACGAAGGGGUCACGACAGAGGAGAUCGACGUCCUGACGUCAGAAGUUUCGGAAAGCCUCAAAACGCUUCACCCUGAGUACGGCAUCCUGGCUGCGCGCAUCGUGAUCUCGAACCUGCACAAGUCGACCCCCGCCACCCUGCGAGAGUCCGUCAGGCUCCUCGGCCCCGAGAGGUGGGACAAAGUGCUCUACGAGCGCAUCAUGAGCGACGACGGCCUCUGCGAGGUGCUGGAAAACGCCACGGACCACGCCAGAAGCUACUCCUUCGACUACUUUGCGGCCAAGACCCUGAUCAGGGGGUAUCUCCUCACCAAGGACGGGGAGCCGGCAGAAAGGCCGCAGCACAUGUGGAUGAGGGUCGCCCUGUCUCUGCACGGCCCUGAUGCCGACGGCUCGUCGCCGAAUUCAAUUGCUCGCACCCUGGAGUCCUACAACCUCCUGUCCUGCGGCUACUUCACGCACGCUUCGCCGACGCUCUUCAACGCGGGCACGAACCACCAGCAGAACAACUCCUGCUUCUUGCUGGGCAUGGGGACUCGAUCGAGGGGAUUUUCGACACGCUCAAGAACUGCGCACUCAUCAGCAAGUGGGGUGGAGGCCUGGGCGUCCACGUGCAUUCCAUCCGUUCAGACGGUGCAACCAUCAGGGGGACCAACGGGAAGGCAACAGGGCUCGUGCCGAUGCUGA